Molecule: messenger RNA, 976 nt
Organism: Humulus lupulus (European hop)
Lineage: Eukaryota; Viridiplantae; Streptophyta; Magnoliopsida; Rosales; Cannabaceae
Product: kiwellin-like
Exons: 1
Coding region: 216-872 (218 amino acids)
Source: RefSeq, a predicted model, not a curated record
AGAAACUGAAGAAUAUAAAAAGACAUCUUGAAUGUCGUGAUCACUCUCUUUCUCUCUAUACACCUCCACCUAUUAGAAAACAGUUGACGAUUUCUAAAGGUACAAGCGUUGAAUUGAUCUUGUUCUCUCUCUCUCUCUCUCUCUCUAUCUAUAUAUAUAUAUAUAUAUAGAAGGCAGUUAACAAUGUAUAGUACUCUCAUGUAUAUCUCACAACAAUGGCAAAGUUAGUCUCGGAAUCCCAUAUUCUUUUCCUCUUAUGCAGUAUCAUUACGAUCUCCUUCCCUCACUUGACGAGGGCAAUCUCCUCUUGCGACGGUCCAUGCAAAACCCUAGACGACUGCGAAGGUCAACUAAUCUGCAUCAAAGGAAAUUGCAACGACGACCCUGACGUAGGCACCCACAUAUGUACCGGCGGCAGUGGCGGCGGCUCCUCGUCGGACGAGUGUCAGCCUUCGGGAACUUUCGACUGUGAUGGAGAGACCUUCCCAAUAUACAGCUGCUCUCCGCCAGUGACUUUGUUGACGCGAGCCGAGCUAACAAACAACGAUUUCAGCGAAGGCGGAGAUGGCGGUGGAGCUUCAUCUUGUGACGGAAAAUUUCACAAGAACUCGGAGCUGAUAGUGGCACUCUCGACUGGGUGGUUCGAUGGGGGGUCGAGGUGCGGGAAGAUGAUAAGGAUCACGGCGAGUAAUGGAAGGAGAGUGAAGGCUAAGGUGGUUGACGAGUGUGACUCCAUGAGAGGGUGCGAUGAAGAGCACGCGGGCCAGCCGCCGUGUAGAAAUAAUGUCGUUGAUGGAUCGGAUGCGGUUUGGAGUGCUCUUGGGCUGAACAAGGAUUUGGGAAUUGUGGAUGUUACUUGGUCCAUGGCCUAGAGGUUUCAUAAAUAUACUAAAACAAGAAAUAAUUACAAAAAUACCAGACCUAAACAUAAUUACAAAAAAUGCCAUCAAAACUAAGAUAAUUACACAAAUAUCAA